GCCGUCUCGCCAGGGUGCGUCCCCACGUCGCCGUGCGUUGUGACGUCGCGCGCCCCCCCUCCGGAGUGUGUGGUGGCUGGAGCUGCCCUGCGCGUGCGGGAGCGUGCGAGCGAGCGUGUGAGCGGGCGCGCGCGUGGAUGUAUGUCUGGACGUGGGUCUCCGGGCGGGGGCGCGCGCGCGUGUGUGGAACUUGGUCUCCCCGGUGGGGCCGGACCGGGCCGCGGCGACGGGAGAUCUGAAAGGAUCUGUCAAAGAAGAGGAAUCCCAAAGGGCUUGCAGAGAACCAGGAGCUUCUGACCUACUUCUGUGCCACCCUGUUUCCCUGUUAGUGUGAAAAUUGGUGUCGUGGUGCUGCCUAGGUGCUAAGCCCCCCUCCUUGAAAACAUGUGAGGGGUGCCCCUUUCCCUGUACCUUCCUUGACCCCUUUGUGGGGGCGUUGCUGCUAAGGCCAAGGCGCUGGCCAUCAUGAUGUUCCGGGAUCAGGUGGGCAUGCUGGCCGGCUGGUUCAAAGGCUGGAACGAAUGUGAGCAGACGGUCGCCCUGCUGUCCCUUCUCAAGCGUAUCUCUCGCACCCAAGCCCGCUUUCUGCAGCUGUGCCUGGAGCACUCGCUGGCCGACUGCACAGAGAUCCAUGUUCUGGAGUCAGAAGCUAACAGCGCAGCCCUCAUCAACCAGUGGCAUCAAGAGCCCAAAGACAAAGUCGUCUCCCUGCUCCUCUCCCACCUGCCCCUCCUCCAGCCUGGCAACGCAGACGCCAAGUCCGAAUACAUGAAGCUUUUGCAGAAGGUGCUGGCCUACUCCAUCGAGAGCAACCUCUUCAUUGAAGAGAGCCGGCAGCUGCUCUCCUACGCCCUCAUCCACCCGGCCACCACCGUGGACGACCGCAGCUCCCUGGCCCUUUGGCUCAACCAUCUGGAGGAGCGCCUUUCCAUCGGCUACUCCAGCCAGGGCAGGGGACGGCCAGACACGGCCUACCACUCGCGCCAAGGCUCAGACGACUGGCAAGGCCCAGUGGAGACGGGCCUCGGAGAUCUGGGGCACGGCUGGCAGGAGAAGGCACCACGGGAAAACGGGCACCUGUCCUUCCACCCUGCCGGCUCGGUGUCCUCGGCCAUCAAUAGCAUUGGGAGCAGCACGGGCAGCACAGCUCUUCCUUGCCAAAUCCACCCCAGCCCGCUGAAGCGCUCCAUGUCGCUCAUCCCCACGGGCCAGCAGGUCCCCAGCGAGUGGAUGAACAUGGACGAGAUGGGGGCCAGGUCGGCCUUCAUCUCCGGCGGGGAGCACGCCCCCCUCUCGCCCCAGAGCAGCGUGGCUUCCUCGGGCAGCGAGCAGACGGAGGAGCAGCCCGGUGGUCGGAACUCCUUCCAGGAGGACGGCAGCGGCAUGAAAGAUGUUCCCUCGUGGCUGAAGAGCCUCCGUCUCCACAAAUACGCAGCGCUUUUUUCCCAAAUGACUUACGAAGAGAUGAUGACUCUCACGGAGCAGCAUCUGGAAUCGCAGAAUGUGACCAAAGGAGCGAGGCACAAAAUUGCCCUAAGUAUCCAAAAGUUGCGCGAAAGGCAGAGCGUCCUGAAGUCCUUGGAGAAGGACAUUUUGGAAGGGGGGAACUUAUGGAACGCCCUUCAGGAGCUGCAGCAGAUCAUCACCACCCCCAUCAAGGCCUUCCACGCUCUGCAGGCUGCGGCCGCAUCCAAGGAGGCCCAGCCAUUGGCCGCCGAGCCGAGGGGGGGUCCCAAGCUGGCUCUGGAGAAAAGCAGCAACAGCACCGAGGGCAAGGAAGCCACCGACGACCCCUUCCCGCCCCCAACCGGCUCUCCGUGCGAUGGAGAAUCCGGAGCGGCACCGAUCGGCGAAGGGGACAUUGCAGGGCAGUUCACUCGCGUGAUGGGUAAAGUGUGUACGCAGCUGCUCGUCUCCAGGCCGGAUGAGGAGAACAUCACCAGUUACCUCCAACUGAUAGAGAAGUGCUUGAUGCACGAGGCCUUCACCGAGACCCAGAAAAAGCGUCUCUUGUCCUGGAAGCAGCAGGUCCUGAAGUUGCUCCGUACAUUCCCGAGGAAGGCUGUGCUGGACAUGCAAGGCUAUCGCCCCCAGAAAGGAUGGGCCUUUGGCUCCAACUCUCUCCCCAUAGCUGGAUCUGUGGGGGUGGGAGUGGCCCGCCGAGGACAGAGGCAGUUCCAGAUGCCCCCCCGUGCCCUCCCCCCAAGCCGCAUGGGGAUCCUGAGUCCCGUGGGGAUCGGUGGAGUCUCUCCACGGCACGGUCUGACCAGCCCAAAUCUGGGGAGCCAAGGUCGGCAGAACCUCUGGUUUGCCAAUCCCGGUGGCAGCAACAGCAUGCCCGGCCAGAACCGCAGCUCAGUCCAGCGGACCCACUCGCUGCCCGUCCACACCUCCCCUCAGGCCAUCCUCAUGUUCCCACAGGAUUGCCAGCUCCCUGGAACGGAUCUGGAGAUCAACCCCACCUUGGAGUCCCUGUGCCUGAGCAUGACGGAGCACGCGCUGGGCGAUGGGACGGACAAGACCUCAACCAUCUGAACAAGCUGGAUCUGCGGGCAUAUUAUGAGAAGCUUUAGGAUGGCUGUUUUAUUUUUUUUUCUCCUCCCAUUCCUUUUUUUGUUUGUUUGUUUUAAACCCUCCCCCAGGGGUAUGUCACUACGGGGGUAGCUGAAUAAUUUUUUGUUUUCCUCCUCUCCCCCCCCCCAAAAAAAUCCCUCUUUCUCCAGCAUUCCUUAGCAGCCAGAGGAAUAGAGGAGAAAAAAACCUGUCACUACAAUCUUUACCAUCUUAUUGCGUUCUAAUAUUUUUUUUCUUCUAUUUUUUAUUAUUCUUAUAACUUCAGAUAUUGGUUUAAUAUUUUGAUGUACAGGGGAGGUGGCGGUCUCUCCGGUUUAACGUGCAGAUGCAGGGGCCUAAAUUAGGCCCGGUAUAAUUCUUUUUCCCGAUUUGUUUUCCCUCUCUCGGCCCCCUUCCCUCCUUUCCAGUGCCUGCCUACCUCUCCCUCCUUCCCUUCUGCGUAAGGAAGGAACAGGGGAGGUAAUCCAAGAGGACACCUGAGUAGAAACAGAGUUCACCCCCCCCCCCCUUGUAUCGGGGAUGUUGGGGGGGGGAAUGAGACAGGCUGGCAAACCAAGAACCAUUUUCACCGCUAGUUUUGGGUCUCUGCAGGGAGGAGGAGGGGAAGGGUGCAGCAGGUGACUUGUAAAAUUUUAAAAGUGCCUCUAUUACUUGCUUCCACCGAGACUGGUGAGUGGGGUGGGAGGGGGACCCCAGGGAACGGCCCAGGGAGGACGGGGGUGUCCAGCACACAAUUGGGGUUCGUUUUCAUUUUUACGCUCUUGAAACAACCUCCAGCUCUUUGAGGAACCGGGCGGAGUAGCUUAGGCCUCUCCCAGAAAUAGCGUGGGAUUUUUUUCUGAACCCCUUCAGUUCCUGCCCGGUGAGGCUUGUUGUUGUUGUUGUUGUUCUUUUUCUUUUUUAAAAAUGUGGCAGUAUUAAGCCUAGUUCUGUUGAAGCAGUUUGGGUGGGUGGAGCGGAGGUCACCAGUUUCAGAAGCCGAAUUCUCAGUUGAGCUGAUUUGAGUUCCGGGCACGGCUUCCAGACCCUCUUUACUCUCUUCCCUUUCCCUAACCUCCCUCCCCCCCAGGUCAGGUUGUGGAGGGGGGCAGGGAGGGGGUAAAUGGUCAGAAUACCUGUGCAGCAUCUCCCAAAACUGGUCAAGAGUUUUUCUCUAGUUCAAUCGUUGGGGUUGAGUAAUUGUGUGUCUUCCUUUGUUGAAAGGGGUGAUAGGGAGAGUGUGAAGGUAGGACCAGGGCAAACUGGCCAUAGCAGGACCUGAGGACAGGGUGUGUGAGGGUGCGUGUGUGUGUGUGUGUGUGUGUGUGUGUGUGUGUGUGUGUGUUCCCCUCCACCCAAUUUCCUGGUACUUAGCAAAGUUGAGGAGCAGAAAGGGUGAUAUUUGCAAAGCCAGGAAGAACUUGAUCAGAUGCUGGCAUGCAAGUGAUCCAGGAUCAUCGUGGCUAAUUGGGACUGGGAGGGGGGAGGAAAGACUUUGGGGGUGCAUCCCAGUGGGCUACAAGAUUUGGGUGAGGGUUGUGGGGGGGCGGCAUCAGGCCGGACACCCACCUUCGCACAUCUCCAGCCGGUCUGCGCCGCCUUGUUUACAGUUUCCUAGUUUCGGAUAGCUUUACUGCAGGAGGGAGGGGAGGACAUUGCUACCUGCCCCCCCCCGCCUUUCCCCGGGGAGGCAGGGCCAGGAAAGACGGGGCAGGGCUGGACUGGCAAAGACCAGCCUUACCUCUUGAUUGCAGGUCCACGUAAGCAGGGUGAGAGGACGAGCGAGGGUGGGUGUGCGGGCUUCACAACUGGGGGGCAAGGGUAGUUUGCCCACUAAGGUAGGGGGCUGGGGGGCGUCCUGUGGGUUCUGCCCCCUUCAGCUGGGCGUGGUGCCCCUGCUGGGGGUGGCAGCGUCUCUUUGUAGCCCCUCCCCUGUCCACCAGCGUCAGCCAGUUCUUAGGUACCGAAUUCUCGCCGAGUCCCCUCUCCCCUCUCACACCGACGAGAGCUGUUCGAAGUCUGAAAAGCCUUUUUCCAAAGUGUAUACCGAAGAGUAGUGUACAAAAACAAAACGAGACAAAAAAAUGAGAAAAACAAACCAGACAGAGCUACUGUAUUUCUUAAAAAAAAAAAAAAAAAGUAGAGAGACAAGGUUCCUGUUUGAAAUAGAAAUGUUAUUUUAGAUACAUUUUAUUAUGAAUAACUUUUGUUAUGACUAUGGCUGGUAACCAUGAAUACGUUAUUUAAAAAAAAAACACACACACAAAAUGUUUUACAAAAAAAAAAAAAGAUCAAAUUCUGACUUUAGAUUGCUUUGUUGGACUCCUUUGCUGCUUUCCCCCCCCCCCUUUCUGGUUUUUUGCUUUGUAAAAGGCAUAUACAGAAUUUAAGCAUUAGUCCUUUUUUUAUUAACCUCUAUGAUAAAGCUGUGCUUAUUUUGUA
This is a messenger RNA of Crotalus tigris (Tiger rattlesnake), 4995 nucleotides long. It is a transcript of the gene SAMD4B, whose product is annotated as sterile alpha motif domain containing 4B. The coding region runs from base 466 to 2535 and encodes 689 amino acids. Gene Ontology annotation, cellular component: P-body. The record is from RefSeq and is a predicted model, not a curated record. The transcript has 13 exons. Gene Ontology annotation, molecular function: protein binding; translation repressor activity; phosphatidylinositol-4,5-bisphosphate phospholipase C activity. Lineage: Eukaryota; Metazoa; Chordata; Lepidosauria; Squamata; Viperidae. Gene Ontology annotation, biological process: negative regulation of translation; regulation of mRNA stability; intracellular signal transduction.